This is a messenger RNA of Protopterus annectens (West African lungfish), 4478 nucleotides long. It is a transcript of the gene EBF2, whose product is annotated as EBF transcription factor 2. Lineage: Eukaryota; Metazoa; Chordata; Ceratodontiformes; Protopteridae. The transcript has 16 exons. The coding region runs from base 460 to 2211 and encodes 583 amino acids. Gene Ontology annotation, biological process: regulation of transcription by RNA polymerase II. Gene Ontology annotation, molecular function: DNA-binding transcription factor activity, RNA polymerase II-specific; RNA polymerase II cis-regulatory region sequence-specific DNA binding. The record is from RefSeq and is a predicted model, not a curated record.
GGGGACUGGGCGCUUAGCUCCAGAGCAGAGGGUAACCACAACCUCUAAGCUCCCUUUUUCUUUCUCUCUCUCUUUCUCGUUUGUUUCUCGCUUUCCCUGUUUUACUAUUCCAAUUGGAUUAGACAAUGAUCAAUCUCCUCCUUGUGUCUUAAAGGAACAGGUGAUCCUUGUUAACAUUGAUCAAUUCCUGGAUGUGGUCCUAUUCUCUUUUGAAGGAUGAAAGCACCCAGAGGGGAAUAAAACCUCCCAAGCUUACACUGAAGGAAAACUUUUGAGGCAUACAAAUUACGCAGCGCUAAUAGCCAAAGGAGUUCAUCCUCUCCACUACCCGUCAUUAUCGCAAAGUACUUACCUGCAGUCCAUUUGGGAUUCCUUGCAAUACUUUGAAUUGCUGUUGUUGCUGUUUUUUUUUUUCAAACGAGGAAGUGCAGGAACGGAUUGCUUUCACUUUGUUUUUAAAUGUUUGGGAUUCAAGAUACCUUAGGGAGAGGAUCGACUAUUAAAGAUAAAGCCUUAGGAUUGGAAAUGGAUUCUGUCCGAUCGUGGGUCCGAAAUGUCGGGGUGGUGGAUGCACAUGUGGCUGCACAGAGUGGAGUGGCACUUUCUAGGGCACACUUUGAGAAACAGCCGCCCUCGAACCUUCGUAAAUCUAACUUCUUCCAUUUUGUACUGGCACUCUAUGAUCGGCAGGGUCAGCCCGUGGAGAUUGAGAGGACCUCGUUUGUGGACUUUGUGGAGAACGACAAAGAGCAGGGCAGCGAGAAGACCAACAAUGGGACCCAUUACAAACUGCAGCUCCUCUACAGUAAUGGAGUUCGCACUGAACAAGACUUGUAUGUCCGGCUAAUCGAUUCUGUCAGCAAACGACCUAUAUCAUAUGAAGGACAGAAUAAAAAUCCAGAAAUGUGCAGAGUUUUGCUGACUCAUGAGGUGAUGUGCAGUCGAUGCUGUGAGAAAAAGAGCUGUGGAAAUAGAAAUGAAACACCAUCAGAUCCUGUAAUCAUUGACAGAUUCUUUUUAAAGUUUUUCCUCAAAUGUAAUCAGAAUUGCUUGAAAACAGCAGGAAAUCCAAGAGACAUGCGACGAUUUCAGGUUGUUCUGUCGACAACAGUGAAUGUUGAUGGUCAUGUACUGGCAGUUUCUGACAAUAUGUUUGUGCACAAUAAUUCCAAACAUGGUCGGAGGGCGAGACGACUUGACCCCUCUGAAGGUACGGACCCUUGUCUGGAGUAUGCCACACCAUGCAUCAAGGCUAUUAGCCCAAGUGAAGGUUGGACGACAGGAGGUGCUAUGGUGAUUAUUAUAGGGGAUAACUUCUUUGACGGAUUACAAGUAGUGUUUGGAACAAUGCUCGUCUGGAGUGAGUUGAUAACUCCUCAUGCCAUUAGAGUCCAAACCCCACCACGGCACAUUCCAGGUGUAGUUGAAGUGACGUUAUCAUACAAAUCUAAACAGUUCUGCAAAGGAGCACCUGGUCGAUUUAUAUAUACAGCUUUAAAUGAACCAACAAUAGAUUAUGGCUUCCAAAGACUGCAGAAAGUAAUUCCACGGCAUCCUGGAGACCCUGAGCGGCUGGCUAAGGAGAUGUUACUAAAACGAGCAGCAGAUUUGGUUGAAGCACUAUAUGGAACUCCACAUAAUAAUCAGGAUAUCAUCUUAAAACGUGCUGCAGACAUUGCUGAAGCUCUUUACAGUGUUCCACGAAAUCCUAGCCAGCUACCAGCCCUACAGAGUUCCCCUGCACACAGCGGCAUGAUGGGAAUUAACUCAUACAGUAGCCAACUGGGCGUCAGUAUCUCAGAGUCAUCACAAGGAAAUACCCAAGGUUACAUUCGUAACACUAGUAGCAUUUCUCCUCGUGGUUACUCUUCCAGUUCAACACCUCAGCAGUCUAAUUAUGGAGGAUCCAGUAACAGUAUGAAUGGGUAUAGCAACGUUCCUAUGUCCAACCUCGGUGUUCCAGGAUCUCCUGGUUUUAUAAAUGGCUCUCCCACCAGCUCUCCUUAUGGAAUAAUGCCAUCGAGCCCGACAGUUGCAUCUCCCAGCACUUCAUCCAUUCUUCCCUUCUCCUCCUCAGUGUUCCCCACAGUGAAGCAGAAGAGUGCCUUCGCCCCUGUAAUCAGACCUCAAGGAUCACCCUCACCUGCCUGCUCCAGUGGCAAUGGAAAUGGAUUUCGAGCUAUGACUGGCCUUGUGGUACCUCCAAUGUAAGGACCUGUUAUUUUCUUAUGAAAAAAAACUGAAGAAACUCUUAAAGGACCACUAAUAUUGUAAAUAAAUAGCACUACACCUCCUCUGGAAACCAGGGCUUACAAAUGUACAUUUUCCUUUAUGGACAUCCAAGGCCUUGCACCUCGUGUCUUUGUUUCUUUCUUUAUUCCAUGGUGAUGUGUUUGGCUAUGUUUUGCUUAUGCCUCAUGGGCGAAGACCACCAGGUAGACCCAUAAAGAAGUCAUUAACACAGCGAAUCAGGAUGCAAUGGACAAAUAUAGCUUUUGGAAUUUGUGAAAUAUGUUCUUGGCAAACAAUAUGGCUUAUUUUGGAUACCUAAGGUUUUCAAUGAAGUUAAAAGGAAGAUUCUAUUUUGUAUGAAGCCUUUCAGUUAUUAAGUUUGACCUGUGCAGAGACAGAUCAACAAACAACAAACAAACAAACAGGGUACCAGCAUGAAACAAUUUUUUACUGCAAAUUAAAACAUAUGAAUGAUGUAUUGUCAGUGUCUGUGUGUGCUUAGAGCUUAACCUUUAACUUUGAAAUGUUUUACACUAUUUAAAUGAGUAAGUAAACUUGUAACUUAUUGUAGUUAGAGAUAGAACAUGAAACUUUUGUUUGAAACCAUUCUCUUGUACAGCAGAACAGAAAUGCAAAAUGUGGUAAACACCGACUAUAGUGCUUUGUUAAAACUGUCUGUAGGCAUUAAACACCCCUUUCGUUACCACAGUAGGCUAAUUAAUAAAGUAAGUAACGUGUAAUCAUCUGUACAUUAAUAACCAUUAAUUGGAAAGCUCUUUUUUUGUUGUCUAAAACCAAUGCUGUUUAGGUCAUAAGCCUGCAUAAAUUCACUCUAUGUUCUUUUUGAAAUGCUCUUACUUACAUACAAAAAAUAAAUAUGAUAAUUUAGGGUCUGAAAGUUUUUACCCAAAUGAAGUUUUAACCUAGUUUCCUUUUAGUUUUAUUUGCUGAUAUGGCUACUUAAUAAUAUGUAAGGAAAUUAAUAAGUAAAGUAGAUUACAACUAUGUAUUUAAAAUGUAAUAGUAAGUCAAGAUUUCAAAACAAUGCUUCCUUCUUUGGUCCUUUGCAGCCUUAAAUAACAGGAGGAAUAAGGCAUUUUUCCUUGUAGCAUAUUUUACUAUUGCAUUUUAAAUAAAGGCGUAUAUAUAUAUAUAUAUAUAUAUAUAUAUAUAUAUAUAUAUAUAUAUAUGUAUACACACAUAUAUUAAUCCACAUUACUUAUCAAUUUUUUUAGCUAUUAUUAGGUAGUUACAUAUUUUUCUAAGCGGCUCUCUAAAAUCUUGAUAUUUGGUAGUUUUUUGACAUGGUAUAUGUGAAAGAACUGAAGCACAAAGAGAAAUUCUAUAUUGCUGUUACCCUGACAUGUUUAUUCAGUUGCACCCAAAGUAUGGACUAAGUGAACAACCUCCGAAUGAGUACUUGUCAAAUCAAAUCCGAAAGAAACGAUUUCUGCAAGAGACAUGGCCAUUGGGCUAUUAUAAAAUAAUAAAAACAGGGACAUCUCCUGUAGCCAUAACAAUGGAUAUGUGCCCUUAAAUGAAUUCACAAUUAAUGGAAACCAUUAUGGGGCUGGAAAGUACCUGUUCAAUGAAAAAUGGGUGUGUGACACUCAUCCAUGCACCAGUAACACACAGAAUUAAUUUUAUUUUUAGUUAUUCCUCUGAUUUGUAUGCCAUAGUCAUAUAGCUCCUAAGGGGAAUGUGGUGGAUGUGGUCGAUCAUUUAAUUUCAUGGCAGCUGUAUGCUUGACCUUACACAAUAAAGUACUGUUCUCAUGUUCAUAAGUACAGCAUUAGAGUAAACUACGUCUCCCUCAAGAUGAAGCUUCUUGGCUCAGUGAAUGCACUGAUCUUACUACUCCUUGUCUGUAUUUUAAAACCAUGGGGGUCUGUCUGGCAGAUUUUGGCACCCAAGAAAAACAAAAGGUUACUAAAGCAUUCAAAACAUUUUACUUAUUAUCUCCACACCUCCAUGAACAUGACUUCCAAAAUGUCUCAUCAGAGAAGACUGUUUUUUUAAAUUCCAUUAUGGACCUAAAGUAACCUGAUAACAUUCCUAUACCAGGCAAUGACCUGAAAAAUAUGAUUUUGUGAUAGAUAUACAAGGAAAACUUUAGAACUCAUUUGCUUGAAGCAGAGGGAACAUGAUUGUGUUUUCUAAUUGUUGUGGCUUCUACAGUCAGGUUAUUAAUGUCACUUUAAAUACAUGUACACACACACACACACACACACACACACACACACACA